AGGGCGCGGGGCGCCGCAGCGCUUUGCCUCUCGCCCCCCCCGCUCCGCACCUGUCCCGUGGAGGCGCCCCGCGGGGAGGCGGGGCGGGCGCGUCGCUCAGCGCCGGCGGGAGAUGCGAAGGGGCUGAGCGGGAAGGCGGCGGCGCUCCCUCGGCUCUGCCUCGCCUGCCAGUCCCUCAGCGCCCGGCUCUCCUUCAGCGGCCUCCUCAGCCUCCAGGCCUCCCUCCCGACGAUACCCCGCGCCAUGUCCUUCCGCCAGAGGAGCCCGCACGGCAGCGCGAAGAGCAGCCCGCAGCACGCCCCGCGCUGGGCCCAGGCGCGGAAACGCGGCGCCGAUGGGAAGCGGCGGAGGCAGAACGAGCCCGAAUCCUCCGUGUUUGAGGAAAACAAGCCCAGGCCUGAGGACAGCCGGCUGGACAGUUUUACAACACCAGAAGGUCCUGGACCCCUUUCCAGGUGUUUAGACUGGGGAACUGCAGUGGAAGAAGAUGAAAUGAGGACCAAUGUUCACAAAGAAAUUGCAAGACACAGAAGAAAACUCCUGAUAAAUGAAUUUUCAAGAGAAAGGAAGUCCUCCUCAGGAAGUUCUGAUUCAAAGGAGUCCACGGUGACAGUAGAACUGGAAACAGAUGAGGUGGUUUUGAUGAGAAGACAAAAACAGAUAAACUAUGGAAAAAACACAAUUGCAUAUGAUAGAUACAUUAAAGAAGUUCCUAGAUGCCAUCGUAUACCAGGAGUUCAUCCCAGAACUCCAAACAAAUUCAAGAAGUACAGCCGUAGGUCAUGGGACCAGCAGAUCAAACUGUGGAAAGUGGCACUGCAUUCCUGGGAUCCUCCAACUGAAGGAGGAUGUGAUCUGCAGGAAAUUUGUCCUGUUGACCUUGGUGAGAUGGAGACAGAAUCUGUUGGAAGCAAUUCUACUGAAUCUCAAACGAGCUGUCAAGAAAAUGAUGAUACCUGUUCUGGCACUCCCACCAAAGUUAGACAUGUUGACUAUCAAGCAGAAGGAGAAUUUGACUUGGAAGUGUGUUUGAGUGAGCCACUGAAAGAAUUUGAUACUGUGAGUUAAAUAGUCUUGUGCAACCUGUUUUAGAGAACAUUUAUUUUAAGCUUGAGAGGUUAGCUUGGUCCAUAACCUUUUAAUAGUAAGAAACCUGCAGCAAAGUUGAAGACUGUUCUCAAAGCUGUGAUUGGUCUAGGUAUUCUCCAGGCCAAACUUACAUGAAAUUGCAAUUAAGUUGUAUGACUUCUUGUUAACUUUUAAUUUAUGUAUAUCAGAUUUUUU
Messenger RNA from Passer domesticus (house sparrow), 1284 nucleotides. RefSeq names its product histone RNA hairpin-binding protein-like. The transcript has 8 exons. NCBI's taxonomy places the organism in Eukaryota, Metazoa, Chordata, Aves, Passeriformes, Passeridae. Gene Ontology annotation, biological process: mRNA 3'-end processing by stem-loop binding and cleavage; mRNA transport. Gene Ontology annotation, cellular component: histone pre-mRNA 3'end processing complex; cytoplasm. Gene Ontology annotation, molecular function: mRNA binding; histone pre-mRNA stem-loop binding. The record is from RefSeq and is a predicted model, not a curated record. The coding region runs from base 244 to 1068 and encodes 274 amino acids.